Molecule: messenger RNA, 3334 nt
Organism: Solea senegalensis (Senegalese sole)
Lineage: Eukaryota; Metazoa; Chordata; Actinopteri; Pleuronectiformes; Soleidae
Product: epididymis-specific alpha-mannosidase-like
Exons: 19
Coding region: 99-3158 (1019 amino acids)
Biological process (GO): mannose metabolic process
Cellular component (GO): lysosome
Molecular function (GO): carbohydrate binding; alpha-mannosidase activity
Source: RefSeq, a predicted model, not a curated record
UUCCGUAGAGAGCGAAGUCACGUGCCACAGCACAACAAUAACAAGGAAGAGGAUUUUUUAAAGCUUCCAGUCAUUCUUUAGCUUUACACGCUAAUACAAUGAUAUUAUUAACCGUUAGUGUGUUUGUUUGUUGUUGCUAUUAUUCACAUGGAGUUUCAGGCGAAGACAAACCUAUUCAGACAUUUGUAAUUCCUCACAGUCAUAUGGAUGUGGGAUGGGUGUACACUGUUCAGGAGAGUAUGCACGCCUAUGCAGCCAAUGUGUACAGCAGUGUGACUGAGGAGCUGUCGAAGGCUAAAGACCGCAGGUUCAUCUCGGUGGAGCAGGAGUUUUUUCGACUGUGGUGGGACACUGUCGCCACAAACUCUCACAAGAGACAAGUGCGACAACUUGUGAAGGAAGGUCGACUUGAGUUUAUCAUCGGGGGGCAGGUGAUGCACGACGAGGCUGUAACUGAUCUGGAGGAUGAGAUACUGCAAAUGACAGAGGGACAUGGUUUCCUCUACGAGACGUUUGGGGUACGGCCUCAGUUCUCCUGGCAUGUGGAUCCUUUCGGAGCCUCUGCCACUACUCCAGUCCUGUUUGCCCUCGCAGGAUUCAACGCCCACCUCAUCUCACGCAUAGACUAUGACCUGAAAGACACUAUGCAGAAGAAACAGAGUCUACAGUUUGUAUGGAAAGGCUCCCCCUCUCUAAAAGAGAAGCAGCAAAUCUUCACCCACAUCAUGGACCAAUUUAGUUAUUGCACUCCAUCAUACCUGCCAUUCUCAAACAGCUCUGGUUUCUACUGGAACGGCAUUGCCUUGUUCCCAAACCCUCCAAAAGAUGGAGUCUACCCCAACAUGAGUCUACCUGUCACUAAGGAGACAGUACACGCCUACGCCCAGACCAUGGUGGACAACAUUAAGAAGAGGGCAGCCUGGUUUAGGACCAAUCAUGUGCUCUGGCCAUGGGGCUGUGACAAACAGUUCUACAACUCCUCUGUACAAUUCAACAACAUGGACCCUUUAAUGAAGUACAUCAACCAGAACAGCAACGAGUUUGGGGUGACAGUUCAAUAUUCCACUCUCAGUGAAUACUUCCAAACCAUCUACCAAUCAGAUCUUGUGUGGGAGGUGAGGGGGAGUGAAGAUUUCCUGCCAUAUUCCACUGAACCGUACCAGGCAUGGACGGGAUUUUACGCCUCCAGAAAUGUUUUGAAAGGAGUGGCACGACAAGCGAGUUCGCUGCUGCACGCAGCCGAGACGCUCUUCACCCGGUAUAGAAUCAGCUUCCCUGACGGACCUGUAGCUCCAGACUGGGCCCUGACCAAACUGAGAGCACUUCGCUGGGCUGUCUCCGAGGUGCAGCACCAUGACGGUAUCACCGGCACCGAGUCUCCCAAAGUAGCAGAUAUGUACCUGCAGCAUCUCACGCAGGCCAUGAUGGGAGUGGAGGAACUUUUUGCUGCUCUGAUUCUGCUGCCUCACAACAUCGUCGUCCCUAGCCUCCUCACGAGCCACUACCACAGGAAAGGUGUUCAUCACACUCUGGAGCAGCAUGUCAUCGUGUACAACCCUUUAGCGUGGAACAUCACCACCAUCAUCAACGUCACAGUCACCUUUAUGAACGCAGCCGUCUUUGAUGAAGAUGGGCGGCCCGUGUCUGCACAGAUCCAGAGAUCAGCGCAGUCCAAUGUGACUUAUGACCUUUUAGUCGUGGUGGAGCUGGGAGGCCUUCAGCAGAGGAAAUACCUGAUUAAGCUCUCAGACAAGUCUUGCUCUGGGAGGUCCAGAUGCGGCCGGACGUACAGCGCUAAAGGUGUCCUGUUUGACAGAGUCCGUGUCCAGGACUGGGCCAAAACAGGGAGGAGGCUUCUCCCGGUUCUGAGUGAAUGUUACAAGCUCAUGUUUGACCAGGAUACAAAUCUACUGCACAGCAUCACCUAUCUUGAGGAGAAAAGGAGAGUGAGGGUGACUCAGGAUUUCUGGGAGUAUCACGCUAAUGGAGACGUAAAAGUGGGGCCCAUCUCUGAUAAUUACAUCUUCAGCACUAACGGAUCUGCUGUACGGGCCUACCAGGCUGUGGAAAUGGAGAUUGUCCCAGGAAAGAUUGUAUCUGAGAUCAGACAGUACUUCUACAGAGAUGAAAGCGAUAAGGACUACGCUUACUCGAUCACCACCCGAGUGCCAGAAUGUUUCGGGACCAGACCUCGCUGUCACAGACUGGAGCAGACUUAUUCGCUGGGGCCCCUUCCUCUCAACACCGAGGUCGUCCUCAGGACCACUACUGCUCUGAACAACAACAGAACCCUGUUCACAGAUGACAAUGGCUACCAGAUGAUGAAGAGGCCAUACAGGAAGUUCAUUAAUAACACUUUAGCCAGAAACUACUUCCCCAUGGUUCGGAUGGCGUACAUUGAGGACGACCUCAGCAGACUGGUGCUGGUCAGCGACAGAGCACAUGGCGUGUCCAGCCAGGCCAGUGGACAACUAGAGGUCAUGCUGCAUCGGCGACUUUGGAACAACUUGCCCUGGAACCUCGGCUACAACCUGACCCUCAACGACAGCUCAGUGGUCAGGCCCACACUGUGGAUGAUGCUGGGCUCCGGUAAUACCACUUCCAAGCUCUACCAGAGGGAGGCGGUAGAGCUGCAGCACAGACCUGUCGUCAUGCCCAUAGACCAACCCCAGAAGCCCUGGCAGGACAAAGAGUCCAGAGGAGGUUUUCCUGUGCAGUCGGUGGUUCUGCCACCGAACCUCCACCUGCUCAGCCUCAGCGUCCCCGGUUGGAACUACAGCUCCAGUCAUGACAUUCACCUCGGUCACGUACACUCAGGUGAAGAUCUGCACUCAGAACCAGACUUUGAUCGGGUUCUGCUAAGAAUCAUGCAUCUGUUUGAGGAGGGAGGAGAUCCUGAGCUUUCAACGCCAGUCACCAUAAACUUAAAGGAAGUUCUGCAGGCCAUAGGUGAAGUCAAAGUGGUGGAGGAGCGUUCUCUCACAGGAACCUGGGAUGUCGCCAGUCUGCAGAGGUGGAAGUGGAAGACUGUCGAUAACCCAGAAACAACAAAGAAUAAAGAGUUUUGGAGUCGCGGAGAAGAAGCUUUCACUGUCACCAUUUCACCCAAAGAGAUCAGGACCUUCUUCAUUCACUUCAACACAGACAAAGACUUUUAGGCUGCACCGUCUUCUGUGAAGAUCUUCACACUUUUGUGCUUUUUAAAGAUUUGAUUCUUUGCUGCACUGUUACUUGCUGCUAUUUUUUGCACAUGAUUAGUAAGGGGGCACCGAUGAGAUGUGAACACGCCCAUUUUGAGUCACAGCUGAUGAAUAAAGUGAUUAUUUUUGUCUUA